Molecule: messenger RNA, 1487 nt
Organism: Sclerotinia trifoliorum
Lineage: Eukaryota; Fungi; Ascomycota; Leotiomycetes; Helotiales; Sclerotiniaceae
Source: the annotation of a GenBank genome assembly
ACUGAACCUCAUGCGCGUUCUAAGCUGCCUUGAGUUGGAGCUUCACAACACCAUUGAAACUUUGACACUUUUCGCCUUUUUCCUCAUCCUCUGUUCUCCUCAAGAUACCCUCUCACAUCUAACAACAGAUCAACAAAUUCAAUAUGGACCGAUUAAAUCGCAUGUUGGCCAAUGCUGGAGGUAUGGGAGGCAUGAAUUCUGCUGUACCUGGAUCUGUAAGCUAUUUUAUUUCCAAAUUCAGCAGACUGAGCUCGAAUAUUGGUGAAAUUACUGAUACUAACCUCACACAAUUUUUAGGAUAACUCAAAUCUGAUCGAUAACUCCGAAACCGUAUAUAUCUCUUCGUUGGCGCUACUGAAGAUGUUGCGACAUGGCAGAGCUGGUGUACCUAUGGAAGUUAUGGGUCUGAUGUUGGGAGAGUUCGUGGAUGAUUUCACAGUUCGAGUUGUGGAUGUAUUUGCAAUGCCGCAAAGUGGUACAGGUGUCAGUGUCGAGGCAGUAGAUCCAGUAUUCCAAACGAAAAUGAUGGAUAUGUUGCGACAGACAGGACGGUUCGUACACUCUUCUCUUCCCUGCGAACCAAGGUUCUAAUAUUUAUCUUCUGCAGACCCGAAACUGUCGUUGGCUGGUACCAUUCACAUCCAGGUUUUGGCUGCUGGCUAUCAUCUGUAGAUAUCAACACACAACAAUCAUUCGAGCAAUUGACACCUCGAGCAGUUGCCGUUGUUGUUGAUCCUAUUCAAUCCGUCAAGGGCAAAGUCGUUAUUGAUGCUUUCCGUCUAAUCAAUCCACAAUCUCUCAUGCUCGGACAAGAACCUCGCCAAAGUACAUCCAAUCUAGGGCAUCUUAAUAAACCUUCUAUCCAAGCGCUUAUUCACGGCCUCAACAGACAUUACUAUAGCAUAGGAAUCAACUACCGCAAAACUGCCUUGGAAGAGAAUAUGUUGAUGAAUUUGCAUAAACAUGUAUGGACUGAAGGCCUGCAGAUGGAUGAUUUCCGAGUUGAGGGAACUCGAAACACCGAACGAUUACAGAAAUUAGUUGGACUUGCUGAAGGUUAUGAGAAGCGUGUCAAGGAAGAAACUGAAAUGACUAAAGAUCAAUUGAAGACUAGAUACGUUGGAAAGGUUGAUCCGAAGAAACAUUUGGAGGAUGUUGGACAAAAACUUAUUGAAGACAACAUUGUUUCAGUUUCAAGACAGAUGAUUGACAAGGAGGCAUCUGCACCAAAGGAGAAGAAUGGAGCAAAUGGGCACGCACCACAGGACAUGGAUGUUGAUGAAGAAUUGUAACGAUUUCCACAUGACACUGUAUAAUAGGCGUUCGGCUGCUAGUUAGAGCUUAGCAUAAAAAACUCUACAUGACAUAGUUGGUCUGGAGAUGGAGUUAAUGCAGCUUGGUUCUGAACCUAUAUUUGUUUAUGCUAUAAAUAUGAUGUGAGAGUUGCAGCAUACAUACACAGUAUUAGGGAAUUUGACUUAAACCUG